This is a messenger RNA of Pocillopora meandrina, 10037 nucleotides long. The record is from the annotation of a GenBank genome assembly. Lineage: Eukaryota; Metazoa; Cnidaria; Anthozoa; Scleractinia; Pocilloporidae.
AAUGAGUUUUUGUAUUUAAUUGUUUUAAAAUUUUCAAUGCUAUAACGAAUCAACUGUAUUUCAAUAUUCUGUUGGGAUUAUUAAGCCAGAGGAGGAAUUUUUUUUUUCUCUCAAUAGUCCUCUAACUAGGAGAUGAGGCAGGGUAAGGGAUUUGACAGGCAUAGGUGCUAAUGUGAUCAGAAGUUAUGUUAUUCAGCUAUUUUGUUCUUACUUGUUCGAGUGCUCCUUAUUGCAAUGAUACCAUUCCAGAUGUAUUUGAAGACAUCAGUAAAAAUGUAAAAAAAGGAAAGACUGAGGAGUCUGAGGUAGGAUUUGCCUUAUAAUAGAACUUGCUAUUUUCUUAUGGGGAAACAAGGGUAUCUUACCAUCUUGGAAACUGUAGUAUUUUCAAUUGUUUCAAUACAGCUUUUAUUUGCUUUAAGAAGGUGAUGUUAUUUCAACUUUUUUAUUUAUAUUUUAAGUCUAAAUUGUUAAGAGAUUUCUUGUAGCUAGAGUGUGGUGUGUUUCAGGGACAGGAGUGAAUUGGUGUGUGGAAACCAAUCUGGAUAUUUUUUCAGAAUAAUCAAUUGAUCCAACUUUUAUGAUUUCUGUGGAACUACCAUUUCUCUUUCUCUUUAAAGAUUUCUGCAUGUUUGGUAGUUGAAAUUUAGAGCACUCAAUAUUUUGUUUCCUUUAACACUAUUUCAUUUUGCUUAAGUAUUCCAUUCUUCUCCUGUUUUAUUUCAGCAUUUUAGCAUAAUGAUUGUAAAUGCAUGAAUUGUUAAUUUGCUAUCUGCAGAGUCUAGUCAAAUCAGUGGAGGUUUACAAAUUUUCUGUCAGGGGCAAAUUCUGAAGACUAGAUACUAUGCUAUAGUCUUGUAGUUAAAUGAUUCAAAUAAAACGAGACUGAAUUUUUCCCAAUUAUUUUCAGGAACUAGAAGAUGACAAGGAAAGCAAAGAGACUGCUGAAGUACACCAGAAACUGUUUGAGGUUAGCUUGUCAAAUGAUAAUAUGGAUCACAUUUUGAGUAACAAUUAUGAUCUUGUAGCUGGUAUAAUGUUAACUUAGUGAGACUGACUGAUAUCAUUAAAGAGUGAUUUGUUAAGGGGGAUCUAGGACUUAGUGAAAGGGGGUUCAGAUAAAUGUCUACUCAAAGGUGGACAAUCUUGAGAGGGUCAGGGGGCAUACCCCUGCCAAGAAUGUUGAAAUAAAGGUUUUAGAAAAAGUUGUUUCCAGUGUUCUAAGGGAUAAUUAUGGAAAAAAAAAAUAGAUUUACAUAUUUUUAGAUGUUUUCACCCCUCUCUUUCCUUUUCAAAUCAUCUUUGAAAUGCUUUUAUGUUCAAUAAUGUCAAGUAUCAAGAAUUUAUGCCAACUGAUUUGGUAUUUUUCAUGCAAAUGGCACAAUCCCUCAAGGAUGGUGGAUUGUCUGUUUUUAACUAAGUUACAAGUCUGUUAACGGUGUAUUUUGUUGCAUUUGUAUAAAUAGAAAGAUGGUGAUGGAGAAGGUGGUGAACCUGAGACAGAAGAAGAUAUUGAAACCCCUCUCCCUGAUCUCAUGAAUUUAAAUUUUUACUUUGAACAAGCUGGAAUAGGAUUGAGCCGUGAAGAAAUGUUUAGAGUAUUUCUCGCAUUAAAGCAGCUGGUGGAUACUAAACCAUUACAAAUGGUUCGUUUUUGGGGUAAGAAAGAUAAUUAAAAAUCACUGUAAUUUGUUUUUGUUUGAUUUAAGUUAAAUGUUUUGACCCAAGAAUAAGCACCUCCAAGUCCUUUUAGUAUAAUUUGUGUGGCCUGCAUAGAUUUUCAAUCAGCCAGCAUGAAAUUCAAGAACCAGAGUAAAAACAUAAUAUAAAGAUUUAGCCAAGCCUAAAAGUGGAGCUCGCAUUUUUUUUUUUCCUACACGUCUCAAGGGCACAACACCUUGCCCCUGCCAGGACUAGAACCUGGGUCAUCCAACUCGGAGCCCAGUGCACUGACCACUGGACUACUGGACAAAGCCAUGGCGUUUGCGUGCCCAUGGUACAGUUGACCACGCAUGUUAAAAGUAGCACCUUGUACAGUCAUACGGUUGUAUGGUCGUACAUCCAAAUUUUUUCAGCUUGAUGGGUUACUACUAUUUUGUAUAAUUAUGGGGCUAUGCUCUGCAAGCUCUGCUAUAAAUUGUUUACAUGUAGCUAUUUGGCGACUGGUAUGAGUAAUGAAGAAAGCAAGACCUUUUGAACUGAAUUGAUUAAUUGUCAACUCAAGAUUAAAAAUUUGCUGAUCAGAACCAGCUCAUGAUAUUUUAAAGUAGCUCUGGAGUCUUUGAGAAUUGUUUAAAUUGAUUGAAUCAUAUGAAGAAAAUGGUGGAAAGGGUCAAAUUAAGCUUGCAUGUGUUAUUAAGAAUAUCAUUAUAAUAUUAUUACAUGUAAAAUGUCGGAGGGUUUUGUUGAAAGCAAGAAAGUGGUCAAAACACAAGACGGGGUGGAUAGAGGAGAGGAAACCUCCACACUUGGACCCUGUGAAUCUGACCACUUCACCUGAUCUUUCCAGUUUGAAUUUAUGUUAACACUGCAGUUGAUUGGUUACCCAAAAUCAUUUUGAGAUCAGUAUAUCUCCAGACUUCUCCAUUUUCACCAGCUAAUGAAAGGUUUUUGAGGCAACAUGGCUUACAAGCCAGAUUUCAAAUUCUGAUAAAAAGGCUAACAUCACAUUUCAUUCGCAUGCAUAGUGGUUAACUAAUUUGAUAGAAAUAUUUAAUAUGAUAGCUAUAUAAUUAUUUGGUAACAACAUUCGGGUCUCCAUGCCUCAUUUGGAUGCCCCUGAAUGCCAUGCAUUAAGGAGGGCAUAGUUACUAAAACAAGGAAUGAUCUAAAAUGACCUUGAGUGAUGUGAACAAUCAUGGACUGGAUCACAGAUCGGAUCACAGACCAGAUCAUGGAUUGGAUCAUGGAUCAUAUUAGAUCAAGUUAAAUAAAAUAAAAAAUUUUGCGUGACAAUAAAAAAAUAAAGUCUGCAUUACAUAUUAUUGAGCUCAAGCCCCACUGGAAGGUUUUUUUUUGCCAAAAACCUUAGGGGUCAGAACACAAUUCGAAAAAAAAUAGGGUUUUGAAAAAUACAACAAUCAAAUCAUUACAAAAUAAUAGAGAGUUCAAAAGAAGGGGGGUGUGAAAAAAUUAAAAUAUUCUCAAUGAAAAUUAGAGAUAUCUCGUAACAAGCCCAAAUAGAAGGCAGGCCCAUUUGAAAGUUUUUUUGCCCCAGAACUCCAUGUAGUCACUUUCACAGCUGUGUCGAGGAGUUGUGUUGUGCCGCCAUGGAUGAAGGCAAGUGAGAGGUACAAAUCAUUCUUCAAUAAGGAGGGGGGCAUUGGGAUUUUUUGGCUAUUUGAUAUUGGUUUUUCGGUUUUGUGGUUUUGCUGUUCCUUUUGCUUUGUGGAUUUUAUGUGGUUUAGCAUUAGUUUUCAGUUUUCAUCAAAAAUACAAACAGGUUUUCAAAAGUUUUUCUGGUUUGUCUUUAAUCUGAGUGGCAAUGAAGUGCCUCCACUGAUCUCAAACAGCCGCGAAAUGCAUAUAAUUCAUGUGAACACAUAAAGAUCAUAUUAUCUGAAAUCACAAUUCACAAGUUUUUAAAAAAAAAUCAUGAUUCACAUUCAAAGCAUAUGAGACCCUCAUUAAGUGUAGGUUGGGAGGUAGUGAAAGAAAUUUGAAAAUGUUAUGUACUUGUACACUUUAUAUGCAGCUGUUUGUGUGAAUGGGAAAGAGAAGGCAAGGUCAAAUUCUCAACUGUGACGUCCAAUGAAUAACAUGCAUUUCAAUUCCACAGGUAAAGUGCUUGGUAUUGAGUCAAAUUAUUAUGUGGCAGAGGUAGAAUACAGGGAAGGAGAAGAAGAGGAGGAUGACGAAGAAGAAGAAGUGAGGAAUUAAAAAUCAGCCAUUACAGUUUAUUUUACCUCCCAGUUUCUUAUAAUGAAUGGGGUGAUUGAUUGGUAAAUUUUGGUAGUCAUUAACUCUACUUCACAGCCAGCCAAAAAUUCAACAUUGUUUUUGUCACAGUAUGUCUCACUAGGUAUCACCAAUUGUUGUAACUUUGGUUAGUGGAUGAAUUUUUAGAUCCUCUCUUUCCUUUUAAAAUCAUUUGAAACUUGCUUAAUUUGACUUCACAACAAUUUGCAAUAAAUUUAAUAUAUUAAAGUUCAGAUGGCAAACAGGUGAACAAUCAGAAGUAAGCCACCAUCAUCAUGAUUUAAAGGAGCAUGGGCAGAGUUGAUAUGCCAGGCUUCCAAACAAAGGCACUGGUUGUAAGGCAGAUUAGUGGUGAUAAUUUUAGACUUAUCUCACCCAGUUGUAUGGUAUAUAGUUAGGCAUGUGUGCUCCAAUAAAGAAUAGCCUCAAUGUUAAAGUUGUUCAAAAAUCUUUUGACUUUGGGGCAUAUUUUUGCCAAACCUAAGGAUCCUAUUACGAAAGAACAAUGAGCUGAUGCUAUUCAUUGUAUUCCUUGCAAUGAAUGUGAUAAAGAGUAUAUCGCACAGACCAAAUGUCAGUUUGGUACAUGUUUGAAAGAACAUCAAAAAGCAGUCUUCUUUUGUGAAAAAGAUAAUUCAGCUUUAUCAGAGAACACAUGCCUAAUUAACCAACCAUACAAUUUGGUGGGAUAGGUCUAAAAUAAAUUUUAUCUCUACUUUUGGGAAGUAGAUUUGUAAUCUUAAUUGAAGCUGUGCAUUGUGACUAGAAAUUGCUUAAAUUUCAAAGGAGAAAUGUAAUCGUUUGUGGUCAUUAUUUGGGUGUGGAUCAUGACAUUUCCACAGCAUACUGCUAGUCUUCUUCCAAGCCUGUCAAAGACAAUGUAGAAAAUUAAUGAAAAAAUAUCUUACCAGCCUUGUUUUCUCAGUAAGUUAUGGAUCCUGCCUUUUUCCUCUCUGAUGCAUGGCCAAACUUAAUGGUUAACCAUUUCACUCACAAUAUCUCUUUAGUAAAUCUCCUUACUGUCUGUCUCCUUAUUGUCUGCCAAACAAUUCUUAUGAUGCAAGUUCUGAGAAUUUGGUAAUGGAUCAACUACAAAUUCCAUAAUUGAUAAUUUUCUUUCCUCUCAGUAUUUGUCUGCGUCACAUGGUAUCAAUAUUAUAAGGAGAAAUUCUGUUCAGGUCAGCUAUGGGAGUUAAAUGUUUAUGAGUCAUUUAUUCCAGUAAAGAUGGAUAUAUUUUUUUCUUUGUAGCAGGGUGAGGGUGAAGGAGAUGAACAGGCAAAGGAGGAGGAUAAAGGUGAAGAAGGUAUGUGUGGUUUGCAAGACUCAAAGCUUUUAAUACCUUCCAAAAUGCUAUUAAAAACCACAUUGUGCAUCAGCAGUAUGUUUUUAGAAUACUGCAGUACCACAAUUUCAGAAUCCUGAUACCCUGAUACUCUGAUAUCCUGAUACCCUGAAAAAACUUGAACAAUACUGUGAACCCUUAAGUCCCUCUCUAUAUUCAUUAAACAGUCAGUAUGAAAAGUUGACAUGAAAAAGGUAACUAUGUGAAUAGGUAGGUGAGAGAAAGUUAAGGGUAAUUUUUUCCACAUUUUUACUCUUUAAAAAACCAGACCAGUAGGUUUUCUUAGAUUGAUUUUUGGCCUGGCUCUUGCAAUCUCUGUUGUAAUGAUUGAGUGUUAUAAAUGCAGUUCAUUUUAAUACAGAUCCAAUUAGGUUUUUAACUGUAUUUUUUAAUUAUAUGCCAUAGAUGAUGAAGGUGGUGAAGAAGAUGAUACACCCAAACCAGAGUGGAAACCGCCCCCAGUUAUACCUAAAGAGGAAAACAGAACUGGCACUAACAAGAGAACUUUCUUUGUUACAACUGAUCGUACGUAUUCUAUUGCUUACUUCUUCAAUGUUUGACAAACUUGUGUCACUUUAACAGCUGUCAUCACCAUCUAAUUUAGCUCAUGUAUGGUCAACUUCUGAGUCAGAAGAUCCAUUCUGGUAGAGCUCAAUAUUCCACUUUUAGUAUUGCAUAGUGACAAGGACAUUUGCUUCUCCACACUGGAUGGAAUGCCAGUCCAUCACAGGGUUACCUUUAAAAUUUUAUCAGUCUUCUUUACAGUCUGCUUUUUCACUCCUUGGUAAGAAUAGGGUAGUUAGGCUAGAGGUUACUUAUGUGUUGUAAACACAAUGACCUGGUCAAAGCUACAACUAAUGAACUUUUUAUCCAGAGUCCAGCACACUUUGCCUGGUCAUCAGUCCACCACAUAUAUGUGUAGGUUGUCAGCUGUUGAUACCAACAACAGGAUACCCAAUGGUGAUAAAGUUCAAAUUGUAUUCCUGUUUCUGAUAAAUUCUGUAAAUUUUGUGAUAUUGUGUUGUUCUGUUAGUGAUUUUUAUAUGACAACAUUGUCCUAUAGCUAUGUACAUGGAACAUAUUCACUGUCUCAUAGAUCCAAUUUGUUUAAUUUCUCAGCUGGUAAACCUUGGAUAAAACUUCCAGCUGUGACCCCUGCACAAAUAGUAGCUGCAAGAUGUAUUAAAAAAUUCUUUACAGGAAGACUGGAUGCUCUGGUAACAUCACAACAAUCUUUAUUAUCAUAUUUAUUGAAAAAAACAAAUAGUUGUAAAAAGUGAUCCUAUUAUCUAUUGUUUUCGGUUGAACCUCUUUUACUGUGUUUGGAUGUGAGCCAAGGAAAUUCAAGGAGGCCUAAAUCAAGUCAAGAGUGUUGGUAAACUUGUCCAAACUGUUCAGCUAAAAAUCAUACCUACAAUGGAAACUUAAUAGGGUAAAAGAAAAGCCAAAUAGGAGACAUAAGUAGAUUGUUUUCAACUGGAAAGUUAAGCUGGAAGUCUCACCUUUGAUUUACUCUGGUCAGUUUUUUGGACACAUGAACUAACAUGUCAAUCUUGAAAAGUUUCCUUUUUUUUUAGUUGUUCAGGGUUUGGAAAAGCUUAAAAAUUUAAAUUUAAAGGCUGUACAUCCUGGCUUUCCUCCAGCCAUAUACCUCUGUUGUUCCAUAAACUGCAUAUAUUUUUCUACAAACUAUCACGGUAAUUCACGGGAGAAUCUGAUAAAGAACCAAAAAUUUAUUCUUUAGUUAUCAUUUCGAUCUUAUUUCUUUUUUUACCUUUUCAGAUUGUGAGUUAUCCACCUUUCCCAGGAAAUGAAAUGAAUUAUCUGAGAGCACAGAUUGCUCGCAUUUCAGCUGGAACACAAGUUAGCCCUGCAGGGUACUACAUGUUUGAAGAAGAGGAGGAGGAGGAAGAUGAAGGAGAAGGUAUCAGUCUUCAACCCGUAAGCCAUUACUGGGCCAUGUAAUAUCCUACUUACAUUGCGCAUUACACGAAGUAUAUUAUAUAAGUAUAUAUGCAAUCAAAGCACGGUGAUCCCAAACAAAACUGUUUUAAAAAUAUAUACUUAGUGAGGUUGAGAGUAAAUUUUAUUGACUUGGGUGAUAAAUUAAUUGAUAUUGGCCUUUGCAUCAAACUUUCUAUUAAGUUCUUUUUUGUGCAUAACUGAAUCUUAAUGACAAGGUAAUUAUGUUUUUAUCAACUGAGUUGAUAAUGUAAAUUGGCCACCGUAAAGAGUUUCAAAGCUGACGUUGUUGGCGCCAUUCACUCUGACGAAGGGCUAACGCGCUAAUUUACAUUAUCAACUCAAUUGAUAAAACCAUAAUUACCUUUUUAUAAUCCCCUACCGACGCAGCUCCACAGUUUCUUUAGAGACUUGCCCUCUGAAUCUGAAUGAUUUUGCAUGGGAACCCAGAACUCCUGUUUCUACCGAUAAGGUUGCAGUUUAAGUAAUGAUAUAAACUGAAAAUAACCAUACUUAGUUCUGUACUAGCGUCAAAGUUGACAGAAAAUCCGUUUUCCUCUCAUCCUUUCCACAGUGCGUGACUCUUACAUGUUGAAUGUUGACUUUGAGGGUAUAAGUGUGAGAGAACUUGCAGAUCCAUCACUUCAUAACUGGGUGCAUCAUGUACAGCAUAUAUUACCACAGGUGUGUGGGGUAACUGACUGACUUGAAUUCUUUUUUCGCAUCAAUAUGGCAUUUGAAAGGUGCACAAAAUUAUGUAACACUUCUUUGUCACAUAAUGAGAAGAUUGCACCGUCGAUAAAUUUUUUUAAAGAAACUGACGCGCCGAAGUAAUUUUGCUGAGUCUUUUUAUAAAAAAAUAAACAGUGAACCAUACACACAUGGCGUACAGAAGUUACAUCGUAAAAGAGUCGAAUAAUUCGACUUAAUUCAGCGUAAUUUUCUCCGUGUUUUGGUAUCGUAAUGACUUUACUGUUGAAACUACCUACGGAUCUUAAGAAGUAACAGGCCUUUAAUGACUGAAGAAAUCCUUCUCGUUUUUUCUUCGUUAGGGUCGCUGUGUUUGGCACAAUCCUGUUGAAAAACCUGAAGAUGAUUUUGAAGAGGAAGAAGAGGAAGAUGAAAAGGAAGACAUAGAGGAACCAAAACCAGAAUCAGGGCCGCAGUUAUUGACCUCCAUAGCAGAGGAUGAUGGUAUGUAAUGAUUUAUGUUAUUGUUAUUAAGUGACAAUAUUAUUUCUACCCCUUGAAAAUCAAAUUUAUUUCUUUGUUUCUUCGUUAAUAUUCACCCCAAAACAAACCCGCUUGUAAUCGACCCCUUGAUAUCCCCCUGUAACCUAUUGCGUGCAAAACGUACUUCAACCAUCUGUCCUUAACGUAUAUUGAACAAGUUCCUUAUGAAUGAUUUGGAAAUGCCACUGACAAUUGUGAACUUAUUUGAGGUUACGUAAUUGUUCACCAUGUAAGGUCUUUUAGAAACAGCUCUAUAAUGGAUACCUGGUCCAGGAACCAGUUGUUCAAAGGGCGAUAACGCUAUCCAACAGAUAAAUCGCCAUAGAGAGGAUAAGUACUGUACUACCCAUCGGAUAGAGAUUUAUCCAUCGCAUGGCGUCCCGAAUUCUGGACUUGUUGGGUGGUAGAUUCUAAAUGAGGUAUUUUUAGAAAAUACCCUUCCCUCCCCUUCCCAAGCCGUGCGAUUUUGUAUUUUCUCUCUCUCGCUGACCUCGCUAUCACGGAACACAAGAGAUACCAUGCUGAGCCGCUCAAUACCUGGGACCGAACAACACCCAGGGAAAGCUUAUCGGACCCAGGGAAUGACAUGGUAUGGCUCAGUAGGCACGUUGUAAGGCCUAUUGCGUAUGUCUUUAAUUGUUCUACUGGUCACAGCUGUUAAUGGGAUGCCGGCGUGGACUCCUAACAUGUCGUCAGAGUUACUACCUCAGUAUGGCCUCGCUAUCAUGCGCUCAAACAGGUGGCCUGGUGCAGUGGCUUUUGCCAAAGACAGGUACGGAACACGUGAAAGUAAAAAUGACAUGCAUUUGGUCUGUAAACUCUCCCUUCCUAAUAAUUAUCUAUGGUUUGACCUUCUCCUAUACAGCUUCUUGGUAUUAUAAACCGAACUCAGAAUUCAACAAAAUCUUUCGCACCUCUCAAGUCCAAUGUAGGCGACUCUCUGUAGUUCUACUGAACUACUAUUUAUUAACACUUGAACAUAAGCUUAUAAAGUUUGUAACCUCUUGCACCUUAGUAAAUGUUAAAUAAGGAAAUUCUCUCGCUUACAUUUUUCUGUGUCCAUCUACUUGCGAAAGAAAAAGCUCGAAUAAACAGGCAUUCUCUGAUAUCCAGCAUGUCCACAAACGCGUGUUCUAAGUCACAGGGCAAUGGAGAGGAAAAGAGCUUACUUUCUUUUUCUUUUUUUUUUUGUGUCUUUUCCAAAGGAAAUUCGAAAAUUUAUAUGUUGGAUGGGGACACAAAUUUGAUGCGGACAACUACACCCCGCCCCCACCCCCUGCUGCCAUGGAGGAGUACCCUGUGGUACCGGAAGUAACAGAGGUGGAUGACCCAACAGUAGAGGAGGAGAGAGCACUGAAGAAGGCGCAGGAGGAGGCCAUGGAGGCUGCAGAGGAUAUGGAUGAUGUAGAUGAUGACGAGGAUGACGACGAUUAGGAAACUUUACUCAAAUAUCACGAUUACUAUUUAUCUUUUAGACAAGACUUGAUAUUAACCAAGAAUUGCCAACCUACCAGAUUUUUGAAAAUACAAUUGACGAUUUAUGAUGUAUAUAGUUUGAUCUCUCCUUGAAGAAUAAAGGGU